This is a messenger RNA of Tilletiopsis washingtonensis, 1570 nucleotides long. RefSeq lists its product as hypothetical. The coding region runs from base 154 to 1500 and encodes 448 amino acids. The record is from RefSeq and is a predicted model, not a curated record. The transcript has 7 exons. NCBI's taxonomy places the organism in Eukaryota, Fungi, Basidiomycota, Exobasidiomycetes, Entylomatales.
CCACGCUAGAGUGGUCCUUCGCCCUAUCAGCAUGCAGGGCGCUCCCCACAUCAUGUGCCUGCGUCUUGCGAGACAGCUGGCGCCGUCGAUCUCAGAUCUGGCCUCACGCCACCAUCUCCCGUCACCCUCUUCUCGCACCUCUCGUGGCCCAGCAUGGUGUGGAUGCCCGGCGCGCUGCCGAGCGAGCCCGCCGAGCAGGUGGGCUAUGUGAUUGACCUGUACAACCGCUCCGGCCCGAUGAUAUGGACGAACUUCAUGUGCCUCGGCUUCCACAUCGGCACCUGGAGCACGCACUUCACCACAGACUGGCAGGUGCUGCGCACCCGCGGCCCUAACAAGUUCGCCUACUUCACUGCUCGGCUGGCAACGUUUGCCGCGCUCCUCACCGGCUGCGUGCUGGGCACGUACGGCGGCGUGAGCGAGACGGCAGGCAAUGUGCUCAUCAAGACGUACUGCGUGCUGCUGGCCACGAGCAUCGCCGCCGUCAACGCCGUCCUCCUGCUCCGGACGCUCGCGAUCUGGAACGACCGCUGCUGCGUGCGCUACCUCUGCAUCGCCGCCUGGCUCGCCACAACGACCAUUCACAUGUGGCUGGAGCUGUGGCUCCUCCGCGCGGCACCCGGCCCACUGCCCGGCAUCACCGUCGUCGGCACGCGCUCCGUGCGUGGGGGCUACGUGCACAUCGUGCCAUACGUGUGCUCGCUGGCGUUCUGCAGCGUCAUGACGGCCUUGACGUUCGGCGGCGCACGAAGGAGUGCGCCAAGUCUGGGCGCGCUCGAGCUGCUCAGACUGCAGACGCCCAAAGGCGCCCGCUCGCAGCGCGGACAGAUGCUCAUCCACCGGCUGCUCAGCGCGCAUUUGCGGUACAACCUGGCCGUCAUGGGGCUCACCGCCGCCGUCGCCAUCCUCCUCGCGCUGCCCGGCAAGCGCAACCUGCAGUGCGUGCCGCUGCCCAUCUUUGUCGUGUGCACGUCGGCCGUUGCGUGCAACAUGGUCCUCCACACGCUGCGAGGCCGUCAAGUCGUGCACUACGAGCAAACGAUGCCUGGACCAGCAGCGCCGCAGCGCCACGGCCUCUCGCGGCACGACUCGCCCGACAGCAAGUCGUCGGGCGAAGCGUCGCACAAGCACGAGCUCGACGUGUGCUCGCUCGAGCGGCAGGACUCGCAGCAGACGUUCGAGAUCAUCGAGUCGCGCGAGGCACACGUGCACUGCCGCACCUGCUGCUGCGCCUUCGAGCCGCUCACGCUGCCGCCGCCAUUGACCUCGCUUCAGCGCCGGCCAGUCGACUUCAUCACGCGCCAGCGCGGCUUCGACGACAUCCAGACGCUGCCGGAGCUGUCGCUCGACCACUCGCCCGGCUCGCUGCCGGAGGGCGUGCUCGACGCGCCCACCAGCCCGCAGCUCUCCGUGCGCGUGCUGCGCGAGGUCACGACGAGCGUCGAGCGCUGCGACGUCACCACGAGCGUCCAGAGGCGCGUCAGACACAGCACCGACUGAGGAGCGCCCUCACUCUUUCCCUCCUCCUCCUUACAGCAGCCCCACACUUUCCUUCCUCACUGCGGCGCGU